AUUUAUCACAUGGAGCCUGAUGGACUUGAAGAAUGGGAACGAGGAGAUCAUAGAUUAGACUUCGGCUCAUCCACCAGCAUUGCGUACUUAGUAUACACAGGUGUAUACCAAAUAAUUUUCUUACUAGUCAUGAUACAGGUGGUGAGAAACCUUAUCAGCGAGUUCAAACAGUCAUUCGUGGAUUAUCUUAAUUUUACACAGAUAAUAUUUAUCAUACUAUACCUAUUAUCUCGGAAUAUAUAUGGAAUUAUCUGAUUAAUCCAAGUGCCAGGGAUAGAGUUCUUCCAUGUGCCUGUGCUUGCCCUGACAACCUUCUUUUUCUACUAUUUCAUUGUGAUUAAUAACAUUUCGUGGUAUUGCUUUAUUAUCCAUCUAAAUGCUGCUGUAGUUCCUUCUGAUCUGACCCCAGAGGUGCUGAAGAAAAUCAAAACCUGAGAGAAGACUAUCACUCUUAUCUGCUUUUCUAUAGGGAUAUUUUUAUUUGCCUCAUGGGUCAUUCUGAUGAUAACCUCAUUUAGCCUAAAUUGAGACCGCUCCAAAUUAUACCAUAUUGGAGUCGCUCUAAUGAGCCGCGAGUGAGGCAUAAUACAGCUCACAGCAAGGAUCUACACCACUGUGUGAAUAGUCGUCGGAGGUAUCGCCACAAUCACAAAAUGAGUUCUAGGGAUAAUUAUCCUUAAGAAAAUGAAGAAAUAAGCUAAACUUCUGCUACAAGGAAGACAGGAAGCUUAUAAUAUCAACAAUAAUCUUGACUGUUUGUACAAUGGGGUUUAAUACACUGACUAACUCAAUCAAUCAUUUCUCAGAGAACAUCUGGCUGCUGUACAUCCUGAAUGCAGAGUCAGUGACUGCGUUCACCCUGACGUACAAAACCUUGAUUUCCUUCGUAAACUCCUUGUUAGAAAUCUUAUUAAUGGUGUAUACAUCAAAGAGUAUUGACUUCAGAUACUACAUCCUCAUUCUCUUACAAGGAAGAUGUAUGAUCGGAUAUUCUCCAAACACUUAUCAUACUCCUAUUGGUACCCCCAGUAUGAGCAUUAAUAUUUCAAUAUUCUUGAAACUGAGAAAGUAUUUUCCAAAUAGCUUCAGCGGUAGAUUCUCAAAUACAAAAUAUAUGACAUCAGGAAUUGAACCUCUUUCUGUGUAUAAGAUAUCAGAAGAGGAACAGCCCUUUAUUAAUUAUGAUAAGAAGGAAACAGAAGAUGUCAAACUGUUGCUGACUCAGAGAAAUCCUAAACUUGCAAGUACCAGUGCUACUGGAAAAGAUGUGGCACAUUUCAGGAAGAAAUCUAGUUUUAACUUUACUUAGGGCUCACUUAUUUCUUAUUUAAAAUCUU
Moneuplotes crassus is the source of this 1337-nucleotide messenger RNA. The record is from the annotation of a GenBank genome assembly. NCBI's taxonomy places the organism in Eukaryota, Ciliophora, Spirotrichea, Euplotida, Euplotidae.